Molecule: messenger RNA, 2253 nt
Organism: Xenopus tropicalis (tropical clawed frog)
Lineage: Eukaryota; Metazoa; Chordata; Amphibia; Anura; Pipidae
Exons: 1
Coding region: 78-1889 (603 amino acids)
Source: RefSeq, a predicted model, not a curated record
UGGGAACUCACCGCCCUGAGGUUGUGACAUAAUUUGGUGGCAGCGGUGGGAUUGGACCCCAGGACCCAAAAGGCACCAUGAGCACCCCACCUGGAUUCUACACUGACCCAUUGGAUCUCUUCGCUUGCAUGGAUUACUCCCGGACUCCAGAGAUCCCUACUGAUCCCAGAGAGAGGACCCUGUUCUUGCUGAGAUGUGAGUCACUGGGACUAUCUGGGGAUGAGGGUCUGGCAUAUGGAGUAGGGCAGUUAGUGGCAGGAGAGGCAGACCUGGAGGAUGGGUACUAUGUUCUGCAGCGCACCAUGCACCAACCAGGUGGGAGAUAUUGGCACAGUCCCUAUACAGUGCUCCCGCUUCCCUGUAGCUUGGCGGAAUGGCACGGCCAAUGGGAGAGGCUGAAUUUCUGUGACUAUAGCACCUUUGUGGGUAACCCAGAGGGGGAAUUCCAUACCCUCUAUGCACAGCGCUUCUUUUAUAUAGGAAUGAAUGAUACAGAGGAACGGAGGGACUGGCUUGCUGACCUGGUGUAUCAGGAACUGGAAUUGAUAAAAGAGUAUGGGAGUAUCCAGGAAUUGGAAAACCAACGCAAGGAAGCACUGAGGGUAUGUGCACCAUCUUUUUGUGGUUUUCAGCAGGCACAGCCAUGUCUUGGUACUGUAGGUCCAAAAGACUUUCACUUACCCCCCAGUACAGUCAGUGCCGGGGUGGGGGAGGAACAAGAAGCUUCCCAAACAACUUUAUUAUGGUGCCCAAGGGAAAUCCCUGUUUGUGAGGAGUUCAGUGGUUGUGUUACCCCUGGGCUGGCAGAACCGGAGAGUGGGUGCUGCCACUUUAAAGGCUUGGCAGAGGCUGAGGCCUCCCCAAGUGAAAUCCCAGUCUGUAUGGAGUCCAGUGGUUGUGUUACCCCUGGGCUGGCAGAACCGGAGAGUGGGUGCUGCCACUUUAAAGGCUUGGCAGAGGCUGAGGCCUCCCCGAGUGAAAACCCUGUUUGUUUGGAGUUCAGUGGUUGCGUUGCCCCUGUGCUGGCAGAACCGGAGAGUGGGUGCUGCCACUUUAAAGGCUUGGCAGAGGCUGAGGCCUCCCCGAGUGAAAACCCUGUUUGUUUAGAGUUCAGUGGUUGUGUUACCCCUGGGCUGGCAGAACCGGAGAGUGGGUGCUGCCACUUUAAAGGCUUGGCAGAGGCUGAGGCCUCCCUGAGUGAAAACCCUGUUUGUUUAGAGUUCAGUGGUUGUGUUACCCCUGUGCUGGUAGAACCGGAGAGUGGGUGCUGCCACUUUAAAGGCUUGGCAGAGGCUGAGGCCUUCCCAAGUGAAAUCCCAGUCUGUAUGGAGUUCAGUGGUUGUGUUACCCCUGGGCUGGCAGAACCGGAGAGUGGGUGCUGCCACUUUAAAGGCUUGGCAGAGGCUGAGGCCUCCCCAAGUGAAAUCCCUAAUUGUGUGGAGCCUGGAGCUGCUCAGUUUGAAAAAAACUCCAAGGAGGGAAGAGAUGAGGAUUCCCCACUACCUGAGUUGUUGCUGGCUGGAGAGGACCAGGAACAGGACCAAGAGGAAAGCAUUGCUCAGGAUUCCCCAAUGUCUAUCAGAGCAGUCAGUUCUGGGAAUGGAGUAAGGGGCACCCGAAAAGCACAACGUGUAACCAGGGCAGUUGUUCCGGAAACCCCCUCUGGCAGACAACAAGGCCAGAGAAUUACCCCACAGAGAAAUAAAACACUGGUGAGUCCCCGUGCUGUCCCUACAAUAUCUCCCAGAUGGAGGGGUCCCCCAUUGUGUAAUGUUACAGGGACCGGGGCCUUGAGAGAGGUUGGGUGGAACUUAGAAUUAAAGAAAAUACAGGGGGAUAAACAUUUGUCUAAUACUCUUUGGGGUUCACUGGUCAUUGGGGUCACUUGAAGAUGAGUCACCUUGGCCUGACUGCUUGGGGGGGGAAUACAGACUGUACCACCUGGGAUUGUUCCCUUCUCCCUGGAAGGCCCUUUUAUUGUCCUGGAGGCCAGAACUGUGACAUUACAGGGUCGCCCAUAUGGAGGAGAGAGGGUUAAUGAUGGCCACCCUGAAAUAUCCCUCUUAGAUCCUGUGGGUUCUGUUUACACCUCAUCUUGUUAUUCCUGUUUUGCCAAUCUGCCCCCCCCAAGGAACUAAAGACUUUUGCUUUAUGGGAAUUGGCUAGUGAGGCUGCUGGGAACCUGUGUAGGCCCCCAGCAGGCUCACUAUUUGGGAAGGGGGAGAAAUGUGACAUAACAAACUGUAUAAGUUG